AUGAAGUCGACAUCUCUCAUCGUAGGCCUCAGUGCCGUUGCGACAGUGUUUGCUCUUCCCGAGUAUCUCAAGAGAGACGGCAACGACACCUGGGUGCCCCAGGAGUGGAUUGCCCCUGGGCCGGACGACUCUCGCGGUCCAUGCCCGGGACUCAACACUCUGGCCAACCACGGCUACUUGCCCCGCGAUGGUCGCAAGAUCACCCUUGAUUUCCUCAGAGACGCCAUGCUCAACGGCUUCAACAUUGCCCACAGCGAUGCGGAAGGCCUGUUUCCUCUGGCGCUCCAGACCAGCCCAGACUAUCCAAACACGGACACGUUUGACCUGGAGGAUCUAGGUCGCCACGAUAUCCUCGAGCACGAUAUCAGUCUCAGUCGUUCCGAUGCUUGGUUUGCAAGCCCCGACCCUUUCAACGAGACCGUCUGGGCCGAGACGACGUCGUAUUUCACGACCGACUUCAUCACCGUUCAGCAGCUCGCCGACGCCCGAAUGGGUCGUCUGGCCACAUCGCAGGCCACCAAUCCCAACUUUACCCUCUCUGGCCUGGCCGACGGCUUCAGCUGGGGCGAGUGUGCCUCCUUCUUUGAAAUCAUGGCCGAUGGCACUACGGGCACGGUCAACAAGACCUUUAUCGACUACUGGUUCCGCAACGAGCGAAUGCCCACUGAGAUCGGCUGGUCCCGUCGCCCGACUACUAUGCAGUCCUCUGAGCGCGAGUACUACACCAUGUUGUUGAUGCAGGCAGGUGGUGUCUUGCACUAG
This is a messenger RNA of Pestalotiopsis fici W106-1, 762 nucleotides long. RefSeq lists its product as uncharacterized. The transcript is spliced from 4 exons. Lineage: Eukaryota; Fungi; Ascomycota; Sordariomycetes; Amphisphaeriales; Sporocadaceae. Gene Ontology annotation, molecular function: peroxidase activity. The record is from RefSeq and is a predicted model, not a curated record. Bases 1 to 762 code for a protein of 253 amino acids.